Molecule: messenger RNA, 282 nt
Organism: Echinococcus granulosus
Lineage: Eukaryota; Metazoa; Platyhelminthes; Cestoda; Cyclophyllidea; Taeniidae
Exons: 2
Coding region: 1-282 (93 amino acids)
Source: RefSeq, a predicted model, not a curated record
AUGGUAUUUUUCCGUGCAGAAAUUUGGUUUAAUUGGUGUUCAGAUACUCUGCUUCUUAAGUGCGAUCCCUUCCUCAGUGACGGCUCAGUGGCAAGUGCACUGUGGCAAGUGGCAAGUGUACUCGAUGGAGUUCGCGCAGCACUUAAUAAGUACUGUGCCUCAAAGGAGAGAAGUGGUUUGUUGAAUUUUCGAGAAAAAAAUGAGCUUAUAAACACUAAGCCGCAAACGGAUGAGAAUAGACCAGGCGUUGCUAAACUCGAGCAGAUAGUAAAUUAUAUGUAA